GACUAGCAUAACUGCAUGGUUGGAAGAACAGAUAAAGGAAACUAGAGUUCAGGCUCUCGUAAGCAAAAGGCACUGAGCUCUAUGCUGCAGAAUUAACACACUAGACUUGGAGACAAACAUGCCUGCAGAUUUCAAUGGUUACUGGAAAAUGCUCAGUAAUGACAAUUUUGAGGAAUACUUGAAAGCUUUGGAUGUAAAUGUUGCUGUGAGGAAAAUAGCUAGCCUCCUCAGACCUGACAAAGAGAUCAUUCAGGAUGGAGAUCACAUGAUCAUCAAAACACUAAGCACUUUUAGAAAUUACAUCAUGGAUUUUGAUGUAGGAAAAGAAUUUGAAGAGGAUUUAACCGGGGUGGAUGAUCGCAAAUGCAUGACCUGUGUGACAUGGGAUGGAGAUAAACUUCUUUGUGUACAGAAAGGAGAAAAAGAAGGCCGUGGAUGGACCCAGUGGAUUGAAGGAGAUGAAAUGCAUUUGGAAAUAAGAGCUUGUGGUGUCAAGUGUAAGCAAGUCUUUAAGAAGGUACGGUGAGGAGCCUCUCCUGUCUGCCCCUGCCACUGAGAUCAAAAAGGCUGGAUUAGGAUGGAUAGAUUUGCUGCCAAACCUACAAUUGCUGAUAGUGCCCAAAUAUCAACUCUUCCAUUAACAUUAGAAAACAGACCA
Molecule: messenger RNA, 658 nt
Organism: Heteronotia binoei (common prickly gecko)
Lineage: Eukaryota; Metazoa; Chordata; Lepidosauria; Squamata; Gekkonidae
Gene: RBP1
Product: retinol binding protein 1
Exons: 4
Coding region: 119-526 (135 amino acids)
Biological process (GO): fatty acid transport
Cellular component (GO): cytosol; nucleus
Molecular function (GO): fatty acid binding
Source: RefSeq, a predicted model, not a curated record